GUGUUGGUGCAGUCAUGUGCAAGUGGUUUUAAAUCUGCCUUCUUAUGGAUCUGAUCUCUGCUUGUGAACGGGCGAUGACUCCUGUAGGUUUGGGUGCCAAAGUGGCAGACCUGGACUCCAUGUCCCCGAACACCACUGCGGUGGGAUCUCCGGGUUUCUCCAUGGCAACCAGAACCCUCAUCCUGGUUGUCUGUCUGCUCCUGUUUGCAUGUAGCCACAAAGACAAGAAAACUGUGCCAGGUCCUUCUUUCUGUCUGGGUUUGGGACCAUUUCUGUCAUUUGUGAGGUUCAUCUGGACUGGUAUAGGCACAGCCAGCAACUACUACAACAACAAGUACGGAGACAUUGUCAGAGUCUGGAUCAAUGGAGAGGAGACCCUCAUACUCAGCAGGGCAUCAGCGGUGCACCAUGUUCUGAAGAAUGGACAUUAUACUUCACGUUUUGGGAGCAGGCAGGGACUCAGCUGCAUGGGCAUGAAUGAGAGAGGCAUCAUAUUUAACAACAACGUACCUCUGUGGAAGAAGAUACGCACCUACUUCACCAAAGCGCUGACAGGUCCGGGCUUGCAGCCGACAGUUGAGGUUAGCGUCUCCUCCACACAGACUCACCUGGACAACCUGGAGAGUUUAGACCAUGUGGAUGUUCUCAGUUUGCUGCGCUGCACCGUGGUCGACAUCUCGAACAGACUCUUCCUGGGGGUACCUGUCAAUGAAAAAGAGCUGCUGCUGAAGAUUCAGAAGUAUUUUGACACAUGGCAAACUGUGCUGAUCAAACCAGACUUUUACUUCAAAUUUGACUGGAUUCACCAGAGGCACAAGAAAGCAGCCAAGGAGUUGCAAGAUGCAAUAGAAAGCCUUGUAGAACAGAAGAGGAGAGCUAUGGAGGAAGCAGAUAAGCUGGACAACAUCAACUUCACCGCAGAGCUCAUAUUUGCACAGAACCAUGGUGAACUGUCUGCGGAUAAUGUGAGACAGUGUGUGCUGGAGAUGGUGAUCGCAGCACCAGACACUCUGUCCAUCAGCCUCUUCUUCAUGCUGUUGCUCCUCAAACAGAAUCCAGAUGUGGAGCUGCAGCUGCUUAAAGAGAUAGACACCGUUGUAUGUGGGAAACAGCUUCAGAACGAGGACUGUCAGAAGUUGCAGGUGCUGGAAAGCUUCAUCAACGAAUGCUUGCGCUUCCACCCUGUGGUGGACUUCACCAUGCGUCGAGCCCUGUCCGAUGACAUCAUAGAUGGCUACAGGGUACCGAAGGGCACAAAUAUAAUUCUGAACGUCGGCCUCAUGCACCGGACAGAGGUUUUCCUCAAACCCAACGAGUUCAGUCUGGAAAAUUUUGAAAAAAACGCUCCUCGCCGUUACUUCCAGCCAUUUGGUUCGGGCCCUCGUGCCUGCGUUGGCAAGCACAUCGCCAUGUUAAUGAUGAAGUCCAUCCUAGUGACGUUGCUUUCCCAGUACUCGGUUUCCCCCCAUGAGGGCUUGACCCUGGACUGCCUCCCACAGACCAACAACCUCUCCCAGCAGCCUGUUGAGCAUCAGCAGGAGACCGAACACCUCAGUAUGAGAUUCUUACCCAGACAGAGAGGAAGCUGGCAAAAACUCUGA
Messenger RNA from Etheostoma spectabile (orangethroat darter), 1601 nucleotides. RefSeq names its product cytochrome P450, family 19, subfamily A, polypeptide 1a (gene cyp19a1a). NCBI's taxonomy places the organism in Eukaryota, Metazoa, Chordata, Actinopteri, Perciformes, Percidae. Gene Ontology annotation, biological process: response to estradiol; female gonad development. Gene Ontology annotation, molecular function: iron ion binding; heme binding; aromatase activity. The transcript is spliced from 9 exons. The record is from RefSeq and is a predicted model, not a curated record. Gene Ontology annotation, cellular component: endoplasmic reticulum. The coding region runs from base 45 to 1601 and encodes 518 amino acids.